GUUGGCGUGAAACUUACCAACGAAGCCAAGCUGAAAUAUAUAUCAGCAAACCGUCAGCGCACCACAAAUCAAAGACCGCAAAAUCGCCGAUCACACCGCCACGACGAUCCGAUUCUGUCAAUUGGUGUCAGCAACAAUACGACUUCGCUUUGAUCCCGAAACCCUAACCCGUUGCUCGAUCUCUAUCCCGGUGGAAAGGAUGAGCGAAGAAGGCGGGAAAAACAGGGCCUCUCCGGCCACCGGCGAACCGUUGCCGCCAAACUAUUACUACGGUACGUUUCAAGGAGUGGCCAAUCAUCCGCCUCCUCCUCCUCCACAGUCUCAGCCGGUGUUUGGUUUUCCUCAGCCCAUUCCUCCGCCUGGUGCCUCCGGCGCUCCUCCUCAUUACUAUCCUCAUGGUUAUCAAACUGUUCACGGUUAUGCUGUUGCCGAAGGUAGACCUGUAAGGGAGUACCGGCUUCCUUGCUGUGGCAUGGGGAUUGGCUGGUUCUUGUUCAUCUCUGGUUUCUUUCUUGGUACUGUUCCUUGGUAUAUUGGAGCUUUUCUUCUUCUGUGUGUGCGGAUUGAUUACAGAGAAAAGCCUGGACUUAUAGCAUGCACAUUGGGGGCCAUGCUUGCUUUAAUUGCUGUGACUUUUGGUGUGACAAAGGCAACUCAUUCCUGGUGAGGCUAUCCAGGCUG
Molecule: messenger RNA, 681 nt
Organism: Nicotiana tabacum (common tobacco)
Lineage: Eukaryota; Viridiplantae; Streptophyta; Magnoliopsida; Solanales; Solanaceae
Product: large ribosomal subunit protein eL20z-like
Source: RefSeq, a predicted model, not a curated record